Messenger RNA from Drosophila simulans, 2027 nucleotides. RefSeq names its product protein Daple. The transcript is spliced from 4 exons. Gene Ontology annotation, molecular function: protein binding. The coding region runs from base 795 to 1934 and encodes 379 amino acids. The record is from RefSeq and is a predicted model, not a curated record. Lineage: Eukaryota; Metazoa; Arthropoda; Insecta; Diptera; Drosophilidae.
AUUCGGUUUCGGAUUCAUAUUCAGAGGCGGAGACGCAGGAUGGUCGCGUAGUGCAUACAAAUUACGCCCCGAAACAGUGCCACGCCCCUGAAAACUCCCCCAAUAACUCCGCCGAGAACACCUCCCCGGAAAACAGCCAGCCCCCUACCCACGAAUCGGUUUAUUUAGGUGCCUCGCCUGUGACUCGCAGCAAGUUGUUUGCCAUUUGCUGUGAGCUGAAUGCGUCUUUGCCAGCCAAAAAUAUUGUUAGCCAUAAAUUUUUGGCAACACAGCGGAACCGAGGAGCGCACAAAGAGCUGCAAAAAAUGUGCAUCCAACAUCGAGCAGGAAGCGCUGCAUUUGUAGUCACAAAUUCCGGGGCAUUUGUUUAGAAACUUUGUCCGCAGUCCGCGACUGAAACACGCCAUGUAAUGUCAACUUGAUUCGGGUCCAAACAAGAGCUUCCACUUGAGCAAGUUUGCAGCUCAGCGGAGCGAACCCAGUGGCAGAUAGAUGUGUCGAGGAUCCGCUUUUGUAAAUAUGCGAAUUUGUGUACAUAAAUUGGGCACAUCGUUCAGGGGAUCAGGGCAACAGGGCUAACUUCCAUCACAGUGCAGUUCGAGUUUCAGCUCAGAGCAGGAACAAAUUUUCACCGACACACACAACUGCUGUCAAAAAAAAAUAAUAAAAUAAAAUAAAGCGAGAAAUAAAUAAAAACAAGCUUUUUUCAGUAAACGCUGCUUUCGCAGCAGCUUAAUCCAUAAAAAAUAAAUGAAUAAUUCACAAAAGACUACUUAAAAACCAAGAACAGCAAGAUGAGUUUGACGGAGAUGAUGCGGUGUAAAUCGAUGCCAGCGGAAAAGAAGAAUGACAUCAAACUCGCCCAGCAUGAAUUUGCAACCGUGCGAAUAGUGCAAAUUGGAUGUGUUCUAAAUGUCCUGGCCGAGGCCAUCGAACGGGUUAAGAUCUCGCUAAUCAUGCCGAAACUGCUGGAACAUCCCGCGCACAUGGCUAAGAUUCUGAAUGGAACCAAGUACGAAAGGGCAGUUCAUCUGGUGGAAUCCUUUGUUCGCCGAAGGGAGUUCAUUCUGCGGGAGAAACGUCCGCCCCUGAUGGAUCACGGCAUUAUCCAGAUCAUCGAUUUCUUCCAGCGGAACAGCAGGAUCUACAUUCUGUUUCCCAGAUACUACAACCAUAUGAGCGACAACGAGAAGAAGCUGCUGAAUGCUUUCGAGAUGCUCUAUGAUCUGGCCAAGGACCGCUUGUACAGGACGUCCACCGACGCCAUCGCCCAGGAGCGCCAGCUGCAUGCCAUGUACAAGCAGAACGAGGUGGUCAAGGAGCAGGUGGAGGAGCUGCGCAAGAAGAUCCUGGAUCAGAAGGCGGCCAUCAGGAAGCGCUUGGAGGAUAAGGAGGCCUACCUGCAGAACUACGAGGACCUCCUCAUGAAGAAGAAGAGGGAGAAGAACGAGCGAAUCCAAAAGGAAAUCGAUCGUUGCACUCGUCUGGUAAAGGCCAAUAAAAAACUAAGCUUAGAGCGACAAGCUGAAUUGGAAGAACAGCUGCAGAAGACGCAGAACAACUAUAACUUAACCACAAAAAACUAUUUGAAACAGGAAAAGGUGUUUCGAGAGGAAAAAAACAAGCUAAUUUUACAACUACAAGCCAUUAUCAAGAAAUACGAUCACAGCAUUGGCGAAAAGAUGAUCGAGAACAUGGAGCUCGCCGAAGAACACAAAAAGGCUAAGAAGGUCCUCGACGAAUAUAUGAUUGGGUUCCGAAAGGUUGAGCGGGUCUACAAGCAGAUCGUCGUCAAGCGAGAGGAGGAGGAGGCCAGGCACCGCCAGCAUCGUGUCCUGUUGUUCGCUAUGAACCGCGCAGCCAUCAAGAUCCAGAAAUACUGGAGAAAGUGGAAGAAACACAUGCGCAAGAAGAACAGGCGAAACAAGAACUAAAACCAUUUUGAAUACCCAAAAUUUAAAGUGGAUACUAAUUUUUGGCACUAAUUGGAGAAAUUAAAAAUUUUAGAAUUAUUCUUUGGAACUCUA